Messenger RNA from Photinus pyralis (common eastern firefly), 1332 nucleotides. RefSeq names its product protein ALP1-like. The transcript is spliced from 2 exons. NCBI's taxonomy places the organism in Eukaryota, Metazoa, Arthropoda, Insecta, Coleoptera, Lampyridae. The record is from RefSeq and is a predicted model, not a curated record. The coding region runs from base 145 to 1332 and encodes 395 amino acids.
CGCCGGACCGGAAGGAAUAUGCACACAUACCGGCAUUUGCCGUCACCGGAUCCGGCACCCGGUAAAACGAAGAAGGUUCGGUCAACGCUCGGGCAGGCACCAUUUUAGUUUGAUUCUGAACGACGCGCGAGAAGCAUUGCCAUUAUGAUUAGUGAAAGACAUAGGCGCCGCAAUUUACUGAUAUUACUACAUCUUAGGCGAAAAUAUAGGAAACGAGAACGCCAGUACUGGGUUCAUCCCAUUUUAGCUGUGAGGUAUCUGGAAGGAAAUUUCUACACGCUAUUUGAGAAGCUGAGAUGCGAUGAUGCCAAGUUUUUCAAUUAUUUUCGAAUGUCCACCAGCACCUUUGAUUUCCUGGAGGGGCAGAUAGGAGACCUUAUUAAAGGCCAAGAUACUCCAAUGAGAGUGUCCAUACCACCAAAGGAAAUGUUAGCCGUGACAAUAAGAUACCUGGCAACGGGGGCAACAUUUACUGAAAUGCAUUACAACUACAGACUGGGAAUAAGUACAGUAAGAAAGAUUGUACGAUUGGUAUGUAAUGCUUUAUGGGACACGCUAAAACAUGAUGUCUUUCCGAAAUCUACAGAAGAGAACUGGAGGGCAAUAUCAGAUCAAUUUGCGACAUUUUCACAUUUUCCCAAUUGCCUGGGAGCUGUUGACGGGAAACAUAUAAGAGUCAACAAAUUUCCCCACAGUGGUUCAAUGAACCUCAACUACAAGAGUUAUUUUUCCAUAGUGCUCAUGGCAAUUGCUGAUUGCGACUAUAAAUUUACAUAUGUUGAUAUUGGCGCUUAUGGCAAAGAUUGCGAUUCAUCUGUUUUCCAGGAGACGUCAUUUUUUAAGCUGCUAAUGCAAAAUAAAUUAAACAUUCCAGCUUCAGGUCCGUUAAACACACAUUCUAACCUUACUUUUCCGUUUGUAUUUGUGGGCGACGAAGCGUUCUCUCUCUCGGAAAACAUGAUGCGACCAUAUGCAGGACAUUAUCUCCCCGAGAAUAAACGGGUAUUUAAUUACCGCUUGAGUAGGGCACGACGAUACGUGGAAUGUGCUUUUGGGAUCUUCGCUAAUAAAUGGAGAAUCUUUCACAAGGCACUAAACGUAUCAAAAGACUUUGCGAAAGAUAUCGUAAAAGCGUGUGUGGUUUUACAUAAUUUGGUCCGAAGUAAAGAUGGGUACCGAUCUGCAGAUACGGAUUUCGUGCAACGUUUACAUGACAUCAACACAGCCCCAUGUUGCCGAUCAACAAGAAAUGCUAAUGAUAUACGAGAUCGAUUCACUGAGUAUUUUGUCAGCGCCGAGGGAGCAUUACCAUGGCAAAAUGCGAAAAUCUAG